Messenger RNA from Apis cerana (Asiatic honeybee), 913 nucleotides. RefSeq names its product Caseinolytic protease proteolytic subunit (gene ClpP). Gene Ontology annotation, molecular function: ATPase binding; ATP-dependent peptidase activity; serine-type endopeptidase activity. NCBI's taxonomy places the organism in Eukaryota, Metazoa, Arthropoda, Insecta, Hymenoptera, Apidae. Gene Ontology annotation, biological process: protein quality control for misfolded or incompletely synthesized proteins. Gene Ontology annotation, cellular component: endopeptidase Clp complex. The record is from RefSeq and is a predicted model, not a curated record.
AAUAAAUAAAACACAUUGUAUAAAGAAAUAGCCUAUUUACGUCGCACUUAGGACAACAAUAUAUAUCCAAGUUUAAUGAUCAUAAUAAGCGUAAAAUUAUAAAAAUGUUAAGAAAAUUUAGUAAUCUGUUACAAAUUUUUGUUCCUGGUCAAAAAGUAAGCAAGCGAUAUCUAAAUUUUAUACCUGUUGUUGUAGAACAAAGUGGAAGAGGAGAACGUGCAUAUGACAUUUACUCGCGUCUUUUAAAAGAAAGAAUUAUUUGUUUAAUGGGCCCGAUCACAGAUAAUGUAUCUUCAGUAGUGAUAGCUCAACUUCUAUUUCUUCAAUCAGAAAAUAGUAAAAAUCCAAUUCAUAUGUAUAUUAACUCACCUGGUGGAAGUGUCACAGCUGGACUUGGUAUAUAUGAUACCAUGCAAUAUGUUCUACCUCCUGUUGCAACAUGGUGUGUAGGACAAGCAUGCUCAAUGGCAAGUUUAUUAUUGGCAGCAGGAACAAAGGGUAUGCGCCAUUCAUUGCCUAAUGCAAGAAUUAUGACACAUCAGCCAUCAGGAGGUGUAUCUGGUCAAGCUACUGACAUACAGAUACAAGCUCUAGAAAUAUUAAAGCUUAAAAAGCAAAUUAAUAAUUUAUAUGUAAAACAUACAGGUUUAGAUCUGGAAAAAAUAGAACGAUGUAUGGAAAGGGAUAAUUUCAUGAGUCCUAAAGAAGCAAAAGAAUUUGGAAUUAUAGAUAAAGUACUAUCACAUCCAAUGCAAGAAGAUGAACCAGAUAGCACAAAAAUGCCUAAAGCUGUUCUUGAAAUUUCCACUCAACCUUAAUUAGGAUUAAAUAAAAUAUGCUUAAAAUUAUGAAAUUUUAUUAAAACAUGUAUUUAUCAAUAUUUAAAAAUAGUAAUAAAAUAUUUUUAAAACAA